Cucurbitaria berberidis CBS 394.84 is the source of this 790-nucleotide messenger RNA. RefSeq lists its product as uncharacterized. NCBI's taxonomy places the organism in Eukaryota, Fungi, Ascomycota, Dothideomycetes, Pleosporales, Cucurbitariaceae. Bases 24 to 422 code for a protein of 132 amino acids. The transcript has a single exon. The record is from RefSeq and is a predicted model, not a curated record.
CUCGACGCAGCCACACAUACAUCAUGGCCUCCUUUACACAACUCGCUUCCAAAGCCGACUUCGACUCGAUCGUGAGGCCCGCCACGGGCAAAUCCGUCGUCGUAGCCUACUGGCCCGAAGACUCGACAUCCAACGCCGUCGUCGUCGCGCUCAGGAAGCAACUCCCGGCAUCUUGCUUUAAGCAAUAUGGAAUUGUAGACAUCUAUUGCUUUGACGCGUAUUCCCUCCCAGACCUAGGCACCGAGCUGGACGUGAGCUUCGUGCCCACCCUCAUGUGGUUCAUAGAUGGCGUCAUGGAUGCCAUAGUCUGGCACGAAGGAGUCAGAAUCCAGGGAGAGAGCGUGGAAAAGGGUGUGAGCAGGGUGGUAGAGAGGAUCAAGGGCGCGGAAAUUGGUGAGAGUGACGAUGAUAGCGAUUGGUGAUGAGGUGGAAACGUGGGUGGGGCAGCUGCAUAAGAGAAAUUUGACGAGGAACCGAGCUGCUCCUCUUGGACGACGGGAUUAGCAUCCUUCGAAACUCAUAACCGGACUACCACAUCAAGCCUUUACGCCUAGACAUUUGUGAAGGCGAGCGUUCGGCUUGUAGUAGCCGCCAAAGAUUGCUAGCGAGGCCCUCUUCGACGUCGCCUUCUCUAUGCGCCCUUCCAGAUACGGAAAAACCUGGAUAACAUCGAGAUGGCAUAUAACAAUAUCUAGAAAGUUGCAUGAUAAGACUUCCGGUCUUCUUAGGUCGCGGUUUCCAAGCUGUCCUCAUAUCACAACAUGGACAGCCGCUGGCAGUGUAGCUUCCC